GAGCCGCGGGGAGAGGCGGAGGCGCCGCCGCCUUCCCGCCUGUUGCCCCGGGCCUGGCGGCGGCCGCGGCGGUCGGCGGCGCCGCGGCGGCCGCGCCCGCGGGCGGCGGUGCCGGCGCGCCCGUGGUGCCUGGCCUGGCGGCGCUGCCCGGCCUGCCGGGCUUCGGAGGCGGCGCGGCUGCUGGGGCGCCCCCGGCGGGCGGCGCCGUGCCUGACGGCGGAGGCGCUCCCCCCGGCGGCGUGGGCGCCGCGCUGGCCGUGACUCUGAUUAGCGCCGACUGGCGCCGAGGGGUGAAUCUCGAGCUCCCGACCUUCGACGCAGCUGGAGGCAUCAGCGGGACGGCCCUCGAGGUGGGGGAGAUCGGCACCACGGGCCCCUCUGGGCAGCGCCUGAGCGCCCAGUUCAGGGGGGCGUCGCUGGCGGCCGAGGCGAUGCGGCUGGACGGCCUGUUCCCGCCGCGCGGCGCCGGGCCUGCGGGCCUCCUGCACUUGUGCGGGCAGGGGCCGGCGCUGUGCAGGGAGCCCGCUGCGCCAGGCCGAGGAGUCCUGCAUGUCGAGUGGCUGCGGCUGCGCUCGAACCGUGGGUUCGUGGAGCCGUGGGUGCGGCCGAGCGCCUUCGGUGGGCGCGGCGGCGGCGGUGCCUUGGCGGGGGCCGCCCCAGUCGGGGGCGCGGCCCCCGACCGCCUGGCGGCAGCUGCCGCGGCGCGCGCGCAGGCUGCUGCGGCGACGCCCGGCCGCGCUGGUGGCGGUCGCGGCCGCCGCCGCCCCCGGAGCUCCUCGGCCUCGCGCAGCGACGACGACGGUGAGUCGCGUUUUCGCGAGGCCCCCUCCCGCGGCGGCAGCGCACGGCUGCUGGCGGAGAAGCGCCCAGGUGCCCUGUACGACGAGGCGACGAAGAACAUCGGGCGCGUCAUGGGCCUGCGGGAGGGGGCGGACGGCUCAGAGGUUCGAGCGAAGGUCGUGGGCUACCUGCAGGCCGUGGUGUUCGGCCAUCACCCUCCAGGGCAGAUGCGGGUCAACACUCAGCGGGAGCUGCAGACGCUGGCGACCGCGAUGGACCUGCUGGAGAGUGGGUGCCUGGCGGAGUUGAGCGACGUGUUGAUGCAGCGCUUCAAGGCUCUGGAGCUUUCGCUGUCCGACGCGAGCUGGCAGGUGGCGAGCGAGCUGGAGAUCGCGCCGGACGCGCGGCCCUCGCUGGCCUCGAUGGGCGAGCAGGACCUGGCGCGGCGGGCGGCGCUGCUGCGCAGGAAGCUGAUGGGCGCGAAGAGCCGCGGCGGGCUCGGCGGCAGGGGCGCGGCGCGCUCAGGCAGCGCGGGCAGGUCGCCGUCUCCGGCGGCGCUGAGGACGCCUCGAGGCGACAGCCCGCACCCGAGGGCGGCGGACGGGCCGAGGCGUGUCUCGCUGGCGACGAGCCCGGAGCGCCACGUCUUCAGGCAGGACCAGCCCGCGGCUGCGGCGGCAGCGGGCCUGCAGCAAGGUUGCCCGCUCGCGCAGACCGCCCUGGACUUCGCCGUCGCGCUCGCCGCCUCCGAGAUUGGCUCCUGGCCGUGGUGGUGCUGCCGCCGCUCGCCGCCCAGCGUCUUCGUCGCGCCCGCCGGCCUGUGUUCCCAGAUCGCCCAGCAGGGCGAGGACCUUUUGAGCGACAAGGAGUGGGAAGGACUACGCUGCAGGCUGGUGGUCGCUGUCCUGGCGCUGAACUGGGAGUCUGGGCUCCGCUCCCUGAAGCUGGCCAGGCCCUGCCGAGGUCGAGCCAACGCCGCGCAGCAGGCAGCCCUGGUCGCUCUCGGCCGCCGCCUCCUCUUGGCUACGCGGGCCGAGUCUGCUUCACCGCCAGAUCUUGACUGGAACAUGCGGCUGAAGGACCGCAAGAUCGGCUACGGCGGGGGCGAGAUCUCGGCCCCGCAUCGGCUGGCGCUGGAGCAGGUGCUGGACGGGCUGCCGCCGCCAGGUGUCGCGGCCUCCAUCGAGGCGGCCGACCUCGCGACGGGGUUCGUGCGCGAGGCCCUCCUGGACCCGACGCUGGUGCUGCUGCCCUCUGCCCUGCGGCGGCCCGCGCCGACAUCUGCGCGCGCGUGGGCCUCGCUCGAGGAGUGGCAUCGGAUCGUGCGGGCGCUCCACGAGCGCGGGAUGGCGUCGGCGAUCCCGAGCAGCGAGAUAGCCUGUCGCGACGGAGCCCCGCUCCUGAACGGGGCGCUCGGGGUGCCCAAGCCCCGCGACGAGCCCGUGGUCUGCUGCGACGGCGAGCGCAGGCCGGUCCUGAGGCUGAUCACCAAUUUCAUCCCCUCGAACGCGUGCCAGGAGCGCAUCGUGGGAGACACCCCUGAGAUGCCGACCAUGAGCCAGCUGAACGGCCUGGUGCUGACCGAGUCGGAGGAUCUCCUGUGGAGCGCCGCGGACAGGAAGGCUUUCUUCUACGUCUUCCGCGCGCCGCCUGUGUGGUGGCUUUACAUGGUGAUAGGCCCGCCCGUCCCCUCGGAGUUGCUUGGCCUGAAGGACGGUGGGACCACGCACAUCUGCCUGCGGGUGAUCGGCAUGGGCUGGAUCAGUGCCGCGGGCGUGACGACCCACCUCCACCGGAACAUGCUGCGGCGGAGCGCCUCUGUCGCGGAGGUCGUGAGCAAGUCCGAGGCCGCGACGCUGCGAGGGACGGUGCCCGAGCUCAUCUCCGAGGCUCGCGUCUGCUAUGCGGCCGCGGGCUCCCCGGGGUCGCCGUCCAAGGACAUCCAUCGAGUGCCGCGAGCGACGACCUUGGGGGAGCUCGUCGACGGGGUCGAGGGCGUUCGGCGGCCCCCUGCGGGCUACCUUACCGAGAUGGCCAGCCUCACGGCGCUGAGCAGGAAGCGGGCCAGCAUGCGGCUGGUGCGCAUUCUGCUGGGCCGCCGGGUUCGUGUUCACUGCUUUCGGCGGCCGCUGGCGGCCAGCUUUGCCUACACCUGGAAGUGGCUCGCGAACCCGCGCACUGGCGGCCGCUUCAGCGUGAGCGUGGUCGAGGACCUCUUGAUGUGCCUUGCGCUGUCUGGGCUUUGCGUCGCUGACCUGCGCCUCGAGGUCGACCCCCUGGUGACCGCGUCGGAUGCCUCGGAGGCCGCUGGCGCCGUGGUCUACGGCUACGCCCUCUCCGACCGCGGGCGCGCGCUGGCCGAGAGGCGGCAGCGGCCCGCGAACGCCGCCUGCGAGGAGGAGACCGGCCUCGUGACUGUCUUCGACGGAAUCGGCGGCGGGCGCCGGGCUCUCGAGAUCCUCGGACUGGCCCCUGCCGUGCACCUGUCAUUCGAGGUUGACCCCACGGCGGUGCGGGUGGCCCGGCGCAGCUACCCCAGCACGCAGCACCUGGGGGACGUGACGGAGGCGGACCCGGUGGCCCUGGCAGCCCUGCUGCGCGCCCGAGGCCGCGUGUCGCGUGUGCUGGUGGUGGGCGGCUUCCCGUGCCAGGUCUUCGCGGGUCUCAACGUCGCUCGGCAGGGCCUCGACGACCCGCGCGCGGGCCUGGUUGACCACAUGAUGCGGAUCGUGGACGGGCUGCGGACGGCCAUGCCGGAGGCGUCGAUCGACUUCCUCGGGGAGAACGUCGCGUCGAUGCCCGAGUGCGACGUGCUGCGCCUGAACCAGCUCUUCGGCCGCAUCCCGCUGGAGAUUGAGGCGGGGGAUGUCGGCUGGGUGAGACGUCCGCGGCUCUACUGGGCUUCGUGGGACCUCCUGCCGUCCUUCGAGGCUGAGCCCGUCGUGGUGCGGGCCAAGACCCAGGACGUUCGGCGCGCCUGCAAGGUGGCGCUGAAGACGGAGCGGCCGCCGCUCGAGGAGUGGCUCCCGCCCGGGGCUGUGUGUCCGGGUCCCGCUGCAGGGGAGCCGCUCCCGACCUUCGUGCGCUGGACGCCGCGCUCGCAGCCGCGCCCCAGGCCUGCGGGCAUCGGGGAGUGCAGCGCUGCUGAGCUGGCGCGCUGGGAGGCGGCGGGCUUCGCUUCGCCGCCCCACCAGUUCCGUGACAAGUGGUGCAUCCACCAGGCGGAUGGCCGCGUGGAGCCGCCUGACUCGACCAUGCGAGAGAAGCUGAUGGGCUUCCCGGAGGGCCACACCGCGCCGUGCAUGACGAGCAGCCAGGCGAAGGCCCAGUCCGCCAAGUACGAGGCUCCUCGGCGGUCGCUCGUGGGCAACUCCUUCCAGUGCGAGGUCGUGGCCUGGAUCAUCAGCCACUGGGCCGUCGGAGCUGGGCUGCUGGUCUCGGUGCCCUCGCUGGGUGAGCUGCACGAGAGUGCGCGAGCCUGGGCUGGUGGCAGGAUGCUGUGGGCCGGCGACGUGACGUCGCUGCGGUGCGGUCGCUCCGGGAUAGACGAGGGCCUGCACGCCAAGCUGGACCAGGCUGGCGGGCCCAUCUACGUGGGUCGUGGGUCUCGCCGCUGGGGGCUGGCUGCCUCGCGGUGGGGCAACCCUUUCACGAUCAGCCCCGAGCGGUCACGCGAGGACGCCGCUGCCCUGCUCGCUGGUUGCAUCCGCAUGCAGCCCACCCUCCUGCAGAGCUUGGAGACGCUGCGCGGGGCCCUGCUGGUCUGUCACUGUGGGCCCAACCAGGCGUGCCAUGCGGACAUCCUCUUGGCGGAGUUGGCGAAGCGUGACGUGGUGGAGUGGCGCGAGCUGGACGCAUCCAGACGCAUCGUCAUGGGGCUCGUCAUGGCGUGCCACAACAACGGGGCAGACAUCAGGACCGAUGGCGCCUCGGAGGCGCUGGGCAAGAUCUUCCCGCGGCAGGAGAUCGACUCAGGCAUUUGGCGGUGGCGCAAGGCAAGGCAGCUAGUGUGGGAUGCAGCAGAGCACAUCAACGUUCUUGAGUGCCAGGGCGCGCUGAUGAUGAUUCGAUGGCGGGCGCGGUCGGUACGCCGCCACCAGUGCGUCUUCCUGCACCUGCUCGACAGCAUGGUCAGCAUCGGUGCGCUGUCCAAGCGCCAUUCCAGCAGUCCUCAUUUCAAUAAGGUGGUGCGGACCUUGUCGGCGCGGGAGCUUGCGAUGGGCGCGCGGGCGGUCUUCGGCUUCACGUCGUCGGCUCGCAACCCCGCGGGCGCCCUCUCGAUAAAGGCCUCGACACUGGCCCGCUACCGUGGCGCAGCUCAGCGUUUUGUUGCCUACCUUGCUGCCAAUAACCUGCCGCUGCCUUUCACCUGGGACGAUAUUGACAUCUGCCUGCAAGAUUAUCUUGAGCACUUGUGGGCCGAGGGCGCCACAAAAGGAGAAGCCAAUGACACCCUCAGCGGCGCGCAGCACCUGCUGAGGACACGGCGCCGCUAUCCUGGCGCUUGGCAGCUGCUGACGGUCUGGGGCAGACUGGAGAUCCCUCAGCGCGCGCCGCCGAUGCCUGCCCAGGUCUGCACGGCGCUCGCCGGUUGGGCGCUCAGCCGAGGAGAGGUGGCCUUCGCGGCCGGGCUGCUCGUGGCCUGCCAUCUCUGUCUCCGCACUGGCGAGGCGUUGGGGCUGAGCGGCGGCGCCAUCUGUCUGAAGCCCUGUGGCCGAGGCGCGGCGUCGUUGCCCUGGACCAAGACCUCUUGCCAGAGGGGCGCGCGGGAGCAAGUCACGCUUGACGACCCGCUGCUUGACGCAGUCGUCCAUAUGCAGCUCCAGCGUGACAGCCGGCGCGGGGGUGCCACGCAUGAGUUCCUGCUGUCGGGCGACUUGUCUAAGGUGAUGCUGCGCGGGCGCUGGAGCUCGGCAAGAACGGCAAAGAUAUACAUCCAAGACGGGGCUGCCAUCAUCGCUGAGAUGAAGCUCCAGGAUC
This is a messenger RNA of Prorocentrum cordatum, 5760 nucleotides long. NCBI's taxonomy places the organism in Eukaryota, Dinophyceae, Prorocentrales, Prorocentraceae. The record is from the annotation of a GenBank genome assembly.